AUGAAAAGAAAUNCGUUGAUUUAUGAAACUUGUCAAAAAAUCGUCACCUCCAGGAAGAAAUUAGAUACUGUUCCACAUGAUAUGCUGCAGACACUCAUAGAUGCGGAAGAUGAAACAAUUGUAGAAAUGAAAAAACUUCCAGACAACUUUGUUAUUGCAAAUGCAAUGAUGUUUAUGGCUGCUGCAUAUGACACAACAAGUGCUACAAUAGGUUGGUGUAUUAAACAUCUCGCUAGUAAUCCUGAAAUACAAGAGAAAGUCCGUGAAGAAAUAAGAAGCAACGUUUCUGAAGAUAUGGAUAUCCAAUAUUCUGACUUGACGAAUUUUCAGCUGCUGGAUCAGGUUAUUUCAGAAACACUACGCUUCUGGCCUUUUUCUUUACUUGCAGUCAAUAGAAUAUGUUCAGAAGAUUACACUUAUAUAAUUAACUUACCUCAUAUUGGUCAGAAUUUCCAAUUAAUUUGGGGAGAAUCGCGAAUCUGUAUUGUAUUUGUUUAUCUUGCUACUUCAGUAGAUAAAAAGCGAAGUUUUCAAGAAAUACAAAAAUGUAUUGAUCCAUGGGCUAAUGUUAUAAAUUGGUGGAUAGUGGGAGGUGACUUGAAUGCUCGUAUAGGGGAAUCAAUGGAUUUAAAAUACAAAGGAAUUAAUGAUAACAUUAUCAAUAGGAGAUUGUCCAAAGACAAGGUUAUGAACAUAGACGGGAAUACAUUGUCUUCCCCAGGAAAAUGA
This is a messenger RNA of Centruroides sculpturatus (bark scorpion), 729 nucleotides long. RefSeq names its product cytochrome P450 3A28-like. The record is from RefSeq and is a predicted model, not a curated record. Bases 1 to 729 code for a protein of 242 amino acids. NCBI's taxonomy places the organism in Eukaryota, Metazoa, Arthropoda, Arachnida, Scorpiones, Buthidae. Gene Ontology annotation, molecular function: oxidoreductase activity, acting on paired donors, with incorporation or reduction of molecular oxygen; monooxygenase activity; iron ion binding. The transcript is spliced from 6 exons.